Molecule: messenger RNA, 1287 nt
Organism: Cucurbita pepo subsp. pepo (vegetable marrow)
Lineage: Eukaryota; Viridiplantae; Streptophyta; Magnoliopsida; Cucurbitales; Cucurbitaceae
Product: ADP/ATP translocase ER-ANT1
Biological process (GO): mitochondrial ATP transmembrane transport; mitochondrial ADP transmembrane transport
Cellular component (GO): mitochondrial inner membrane
Molecular function (GO): ATP:ADP antiporter activity
Source: RefSeq, a predicted model, not a curated record
CGAUAAUCCUACAUAAAAAUGGCUUCUUUCCCCCCUUUUUUGAAUGAGAUUUACAUCGCCCCCGUGGGGAGGAAGAACGGACGAAAAGGAAUCGUUUGUUUUCAAAAAAAUUAAUCCGCAGCCUCCAUCUUCUUCUAUUCAGUUUGAAGUCGCCCUCUCUCAAUAUUUGUUUCUCAUCAACCCCGUUUGUCCACUUCACAAUCGUCAAGAGAAGGAGAGAGUAAUGGCGACAAUAUCCGAGAAAUUUUCGGCUGAUUUUGCGAUGGGUGGGGUUGCCGCGAUUGUGGCCAAAACUGCAGCCGCACCCAUUGAAAGGGUCAAGCUUUUGUUGCAGAAUCAGGGGGAGUUGUUAAAGAGAGGUCAUCUCAAGAACCCAUAUCUGGGCAUUCAUGAUUGUUUCAGAAGAGUUUUGAAAGAAGAAGGGAUAUUGUCGCUUUGGAGGGGAAAUCAGGCCAACGUUAUUCGAUAUUUCCCAACUCAGGCUUUCAACUUUGCGUUCAAAGGUUACUUCAAAACCAAACUUGGGCGCUCAAAAGAGAAGGAUGGAUACAUGAAGUGGUUUGCCGGAAAUGUUGCUUCAGGAAGUGCUGCAGGAGCAUCUACAUCUUUGUUUCUGUAUCAUUUGGAUUAUGCACGUACUCGACUAGGCACAGAUGCAAAGGACUGUGGCAGUAAGAGGGUGCCCCAGUUUAAAGGGCUGCUCGAUGUCUACACGAAAACCUUGUCUACUGAUGGGAUUGUUGGUCUAUACCGAGGAUUUAGCGUUUCGAUUGUGGGGAUUACGCUGUACAGAGGCAUGUAUUUUGGGAUUUACGACACCUUGAAGCCUCUGGUUUUGGUUGGAAAUUUUGAGGGUAACUUCGUUGCUAGUUUCUUAUUGGGGUGGAGCAUCACCACCUGUUCUGGGUUAUGUGCAUAUCCUUUCGACACACUGCGACGAAGAAUGAUGCUUACCUCUGGACAAACCUUGAAGUACCGUAGCGGUCUUCAUGCGUUCUCAGAGAUCAUUCGCCUCGAGGGUUUUCCUUCUCUUUUUCGAGGAGUCAGUGCCAAUAUGCUUGCUGGUAUUGCAGGGGCUGGUGUUCUUGCUGGUUAUGAUCAACUGCACGAAGUUGCGUGUAGACACGGUUACUCCUUUGGGGAACCUCAAAUAGCCCCAAAAUGAUCGAAAAUGGUACACACAACUUUUCAUUGUUUGUGUAUACUGUACUGUAUAAUCCAAAUACAUCUACAUUUGUUGGUUGUUAUAUAAUUGCAAAUGGAAGUAUUUUACAGUUUGUGUUUCAG